AUGGCGAGGCUGCGACUCCUACUGCUCCGGCAUCUGGCUGCCGCCACUGCUCUGCUCGCCGGCUUCUCUUCUCUGCCUCCUCUGGCAGAAGCAUAUGAUCCUCUUGAUCCAACUGGGAAUAUCACAAUCAAAUGGGACGUCAUGCAGUGGACUUCAGAUGGCUAUGUUGCUGUUGUUUCCAUAUACAACUACCAUAAAUACCGACAUAUCCAAGCACCCGGGUGGAACCUUGGAUGGGUGUGGGCAAAGAAGGAGAUCAUUUGGACCAUGGUUGGUGGGCAGACCACAGAGCAAGGGGAUUGCUCUCAGUUCAAAGGCAAUAUACCACACUGCUGCAAGAGGGAUCCAGCAGUUGUUGACUUGCUUCCUGGGACACCUUACAACAUGCAGGUUGCAAAUUGUUGCAAAGGAGGAGUGCUUAACUCAUGGGUUCAAGAUCCAGUCAGUGCAGUGGCAUCAUUUCAGAUCAGUGUUGGCCGAUCUGGUACUACCAACUACACAGUGAAAGCGCCACUAAACUUCACUCUGAAGGCCCCAGGACCAGGAUACAGUUGUGGAGCAGCUCAUGUGGUGAAACCUCCUACGAAGUUCAUUUCUCAGGAUGGAAGGAGAACCACUCAAGCUCAUGUGACAUGGAACGUGACAUGUACAUAUUCCCAAUUUGUUGCUCAGCGGGCUCCAACUUGUUGUGUUUCACUCUCAUCAUUUUACAAUGAAACCAUAGUUAACUGCCCAAAAUGUUCAUGUGGCUGUCAGAAUACCAGACCAGGAAGCUGUGUCGAGGGUAAUUCACCUUUUUUGGCUUCUGUCGUGAAUGGACCAGGCAAGAGCAGCAUGGCUCCUCUAGUUCAGUGCACGCCCCAUAUGUGCCCGAUAAGAGUGCAUUGGCAUGUUAAGCUCAACUACAGGGAAUACUGGAGGGUAAAGAUCACGGUUACAAACUGGAAUUACCGGAUGAAUUACUCACAGUGGAACUUGGUAGUUCAGCAUCCAAAUUUCGACAACGUUACUACUAUUUUCAGCUUCAACUACAAGCCUCUGAACCCCUAUGAAGUAAUAAAUGAUACUGGAAUGCUGUGGGGUAUCAAGUACUACAAUGACCUGCUCAUGGUGGCUGGGCCAGAUGGAAAUGUGCAAUCUGAGCUUCUGUUCCGGAAGGACCCGUUGACAUUCACAUUCGAGAAAGGCUGGGCGUUCCCAAGGCGGAUAUACUUCAAUGGUGACAGCUGCGUCAUGCCUCCACCAGAUGCGUACCCAUGGCUACCUAAUUCUUCCCCUGUACUCCUACUGAAGAGCUCAUCCCUUGUUCUGCCCAUCGCGAUUUGGAUGGCGAUGCUGUUCUUACGGCUUCGUAUGUAG
Miscanthus lutarioriparius is the source of this 1359-nucleotide messenger RNA. Lineage: Eukaryota; Viridiplantae; Streptophyta; Magnoliopsida; Poales; Poaceae. The record is from the annotation of a GenBank genome assembly.